AGGAAUUAUAUGACAGAGGAUGCUCUGUGGUCGAUGGGUUCCUUGGUACAGAAAAUCUUAUGCUACUGGUCCAUAUUUCAUCCCGGCUGCUCAAGUUGUCUGCAUCUGUCCUGAGAACUGAUCGAAAUGAAUGUCCGUUUUCUUCGUCGCUGUGUACCAUCAUUCUUGUCACUUAGGGAAUUCUGAGCAUCGUUGUUUUACUCUCGCAGUGUUGACUAGUGUGAAACCUUGUGCCCUCGCUCUCAUCCUCCUUGCCUUGGCGUCCAUACUCCUUGCUUCUUUCUGUUGAUUACUCGUGCGUCAGUGAUACGCUUUCUGUUUUUUCUCCACGGUUCACUUUCUAAGGGAUGCUUUCUUGAACCCCUGAGGUAUAUAUCAGGUUCUAUGUUUGCUAGCAGACGUUUGCAGCGGGUAGCGUGGAAUCUGCGGGACUAGAAGUAAUCAAACGGUGUUGCACUUGCGAUUGAAAGGCUCGGGGGACGGGUUAGGGUUUGUUGGAGUAUCGUGUUUUCUAUCAGGGAAGCAUGCCGCUUACAGGUACUCAAGGAAGCGAUCGAAAGAUCGCGAUUGCAGUUGAUUUGAGUGAUGAAAGUGCCUAUGCGGUGAAGUGGGCAGUGGCCAACUAUCUUCGCCCUGGCGACAACGUAGUCAUCCUCCAUGUGCGGCCUACGAGUGUUCUUUUCGGAGCAGACUGGGGCGCAACGGACCAAGUUCUCGAACCUGAUGACAAGGAGUCUCAGCAGAAAAUGGAAGAUGAUUUUGACACCUUUACUGAGACUAAGAGCGCCGACCUUGCCAAACCGCUGUUGGACGCCGGAAUACCGUACAAGAUUCAUAUUGUGAAAGACCAUGAUAUGAAAGAGCGAAUCUGCUUGGAGGUUGAGCGUCUUGGAGUCAGUGCAAUGAUCAUGGGAAGCCGAGGUGUAGGUGCUACAAGACGAUCUCGUAAAGCUCGUCUUGGAAGCGUCAGCGAUUACUGCCUUCAUCAUUGUGAGUGUCCCGUUAUUGUUGUGAGGUUUCCGGAGGACAAAAAUGGGGAAACCAUCGUGCAUCGCUCGAAUUCUAGACCAAGAACCCCCAGCCCACAUGCGUCCCCAAGCCCAUCUCCCAAAGUUCCGGCCCCAGCCGUGCAGAAGCUCGAAGGUGUGGAUGAGGUGUCUGUUUGAGAAAAAAUCAUUGGCGCAACCCAUUUCAAGACACAUCUGUAGUCAUUUAACGUUCCUCGACUUCGCACACAAUAUGGAUCAUACCGAAUAUCCCAGCUACCUGUUACAUCCUUCAGGGAAAUAAUGUGAUAAGGCUUGGUUUCACUGUUAGGGGUACAAUCCGAUUUCAGUACGUUGAAAUACUAUUUGGCAAUGACCCACAGUCUUGCUCACAUCUCGUUUGUAAAAAAAAGAAAACUCUGAACCUUCUACUAUGUCGUAUUAGAUCCUCUUUGCGAUUUGUUUGCCAUUUUGAAGAGUCCAUGAGUCGAGACCAUUGUUGCAUUGACCUGACCUUGUGUGGAACACAUGGGUCACAGUUGGUGAGGCGGGACUUCAUGGAUUUAGCGUGUUUGCUGCUGUUCUCAGGACAUGAUGCUUCGUUAAAUAAUAAAAUAGUGUUUUCGAAACACAGGCAUGACGCAGUA
Messenger RNA from Physcomitrium patens, 1633 nucleotides. Its product is annotated as universal stress protein PHOS32. The record is from RefSeq and is a predicted model, not a curated record. Lineage: Eukaryota; Viridiplantae; Streptophyta; Bryopsida; Funariales; Funariaceae.